CUAAGCUCCCUCUCUAUAUAUAUUAGUCUCUCUCAGCAUAUGCAAAAAGAAUAAUAGCAUAGCAACAUUCUUACUUUAUCAUCUAUUUUGCAAAACCCAAGAAGUGGUUCUUGUUUUACAACAUAAAAGGAACAGUGUAAAAAUAUGGAGAGGGAAAGUGAUGUAGUAAAGGGUUCAAAAUUCAAGAGGAUUUGUGUGUUUUGUGGGAGUAGUCAAGGCAAAAAGAGUAGUUAUCAAGAUGCUGCCAUUGAACUUGGCAAAGAAUUGGUUUCAAGGAAUAUUGAUUUGGUGUAUGGAGGAGGUAGCAUAGGCCUAAUGGGCUUAGUUUCACAAGCAGUUCAUGAUGGUGGUCGCCAUGUUAUUGGAGUCAUUCCCAAGACACUCAUGCCUCGAGAGUUAACUGGUGAAACAGUAGGAGAAGUGAAGGCUGUUGCAGGUAUGCAUCAAAGGAAAGCAGAGAUGGCUAGGCACUCUGAUGCUUUUAUUGCCUUACCAGGUGGUUAUGGAACUCUUGAGGAGCUGCUUGAAGUGAUAACAUGGGCGCAACUAGGCAUCCAUGAUAAGCCGGUAGGAUUGCUGAAUGUGGAUGGAUAUUACAAUUCAUUAUUGUCAUUUAUCGACAAAGCUGUUGAGGAAGGUUUCAUCAGCCCAAAUGCCCGCCACAUCAUCAUAUCAGCACCAACACCAAAGGAACUAGUCAAGAAACUGGAGGAAUAUGUUCCUUGCCAUGAAGGAGUUGCUUCUAAGUUGAGCUGGGAGACGGAGCAACUUGGUUACCCCCAAGCACAAGAAAUUGCAAGAUGAAAGCUGGAUUUGCAGCAUAGAAUUGUGCGUUAGGACGUGGAAAUACUGAAUUACUGGGAGAAGCUAACUUGAAAUUCUUAAUUUUUGUCAUGGGGAAGGGUGUUCUUUUUUGUGUUCAUCCUGUAAAUCACUCUAGAAAUGAUAACAGUAUCUCACCCCCUUCAAGAGUGGAAAUUUCCUUGUUUACUGUAAGCUGUAACUACUAAGAUAUGCAUAUGGACUUCUUCUUAAUGUUUA
Messenger RNA from Lycium ferocissimum, 1041 nucleotides. Its product is annotated as cytokinin riboside 5'-monophosphate phosphoribohydrolase LOG3-like. The record is from RefSeq and is a predicted model, not a curated record. Gene Ontology annotation, cellular component: nucleus; cytosol. The transcript is spliced from 7 exons. Gene Ontology annotation, biological process: cytokinin biosynthetic process. NCBI's taxonomy places the organism in Eukaryota, Viridiplantae, Streptophyta, Magnoliopsida, Solanales, Solanaceae. Bases 145 to 804 code for a protein of 219 amino acids. Gene Ontology annotation, molecular function: hydrolase activity, hydrolyzing N-glycosyl compounds.